Laetiporus sulphureus 93-53 is the source of this 295-nucleotide messenger RNA. RefSeq lists its product as uncharacterized. The record is from RefSeq and is a predicted model, not a curated record. NCBI's taxonomy places the organism in Eukaryota, Fungi, Basidiomycota, Agaricomycetes, Polyporales, Laetiporaceae. The transcript has a single exon. The coding region runs from base 20 to 238 and encodes 72 amino acids.
AGAUGUGGUACUCGACUACAUGAGCAACUUACCGGGUUACGCGGUCGAAGCCGUCAUCGAUAGAUCGGACGAGGAGAAUGAGGAGCAUCCGUAUCCCUGGUCUGACCAGGGAAUGGACCGCAUAGCUCGAAUCAUCGGAUCAAACAUCCGCGUCGAUCUUAUGCGUAGCCACAACGAGUCGGCCUUCUACCCGCUAUGUUUUUUGGUUGACUAUCAUCUUGAACGCGAUCUCCGCUGACGCUAUCCUGUCCGCAUAUCCCACACAUGUUCUGAAACAUCGCGGUAUUUGCUCGCC